Hemicordylus capensis (graceful crag lizard) is the source of this 1840-nucleotide messenger RNA. It is a transcript of the gene PHB1, whose product is annotated as prohibitin 1. NCBI's taxonomy places the organism in Eukaryota, Metazoa, Chordata, Lepidosauria, Squamata, Cordylidae. Gene Ontology annotation, cellular component: membrane; mitochondrion. The transcript has 7 exons. Gene Ontology annotation, biological process: mitochondrion organization. Bases 184 to 1002 code for a protein of 272 amino acids. The record is from RefSeq and is a predicted model, not a curated record.
GCAUUGCGAGAGGCCGGCGCAGGCCAAUGGCGGGUUGGUGCACGCACUAUGGGUUGUGCGCGUGCGCAAAGGGGCCAGGUGGUUUGCUGGGGAUUCAUGUGGAGGUCAGCGUUGCCCCGAGAGUUGAGCUAAGCAAGUGUGACUUCUUUUUAGGAACGCAGAAGCAGAAUUUAAACUGACCCAAUGACUGCCAGGAUCUUUGAGACCAUUGGAAAACUCGGCCUGGGAUUGGCUGUUGCUGGUGGAGUUGUCAACUCUGCUCUUUAUAAUGUGGAUGCAGGCCACAGGGCUGUCAUCUUUGACCGAUUCCGAGGUGUUCAGGACAUAGUGGUAGGAGAAGGAACCCACUUUCUCAUCCCCUGGGUGCAGAAGCCAAUCAUCUUCGACUGCCGCUCCCGCCCCCGCAAUCUUCCCGUCGUCACUGGCAGCAAAGAUCUACAGAAUGUGAAUAUCACACUGAGAAUCUUGUUCAGGCCGGUGGCUGCACAGCUUCCCCGGAUUUUCACCACCAUCGGCGAGGACUAUGAUGAGCGAGUGUUGCCUUCCAUCACAACUGAGAUCUUGAAAUCUGUGGUGGCUCGUUUUGAUGCUGGAGAGCUGAUUACACAGAGAGAGCUGGUUUCUAGGCAAGUGAGUGAAGACCUCACAGAAAGAGCAGCAACAUUUGGUCUUAUCCUAGAUGAUGUUUCUUUGACGCAUUUGACCUUUGGGAAGGAAUUCACAGAAGCCGUAGAACUUAAGCAAGUAGCCCAACAAGAAGCCGAGAGGGCCAGGUUCAUCGUGGAAAAGGCAGAGCAACAGAAGAAAGCCGCUAUCAUCUCAGCUGAGGGGGACUCAAAGGCUGCUGAGCUCAUUGCCAGUUCACUGACUUCAGCAGGCGACGGCCUCAUUGAGUUGCGUAAACUCGAAGCCGCUGAAGACAUCGCUUACCAGCUCUCACGAUCCCGCAACAUCACCUACCUGCCAUCAGGACCGUCCAUGUUGCUCCAGCUACCCCAAUGAGUGUCGUCUUGGUCCCCAUUCCCACUCCUUUUUUUCUACUGUUCCCUUGAAAAUAACAGAUUAGUCCAAAGUAAUCACUGAGGUUUCCCAAUUUUUCAAGUUGAAAAACACAGGGAAUGAAAAUGGAUUUAAUAUCUCUUAAUCUAAUAGAGGCAAUCAGUUGGCCUCUCCCCUCCUAGAACAUCUUUUAGCAGAUCAGUUUUGAGAGCCAAGGAGAUAAACUGGGGGGUGGUUAGGCAACGAGAGGGUGUGCUUUGUAUUAACUGACUUAAGGAGGAGCCCAGUUCAUCCCCCUGAGAAAAGGAUGCAUUUAGGGAGCUUUUUCUCUAUCUUUCCCUGCCAAAUCCAACAUCAUACAGGUGUCUCUGCUGAGGAAGCUUUCUUCACCUAAUGCCUAGCUCUGCUCUGAGGCACACUUUGAACUGUAAUGGGCACAUUAUGAAACCUGAGAGCGUUUCAGCUCUGUGCAGAGCUGAGAGUAGAAUGUUCCCACAUGUGUUAUUACCGCUCUUUUGGGCCUUGACCCGUCUCUCUUGCUCUCUUUUUUCUUUGGGACAACUAUCCCCCCACCUCUCUUUAAUGCUGCAUCCACAUGGCUGUUAUCUAUCCUUGUGGAGAAAAAGGACUGAUCUAGCAAAUUGCAGACAUUGGCUCAUAUGCCUGAAAUUCCAGGUUUAAGAGGGGUACGGCAGGUUUAUUACACUGAUAGCCUGAUGCUAGCACACAUUCAUUAAUGUAUUAUCAGGUCUCUUAAUUUCUUUGAAGGAAGUUCACUUAGCAGUGAAGCUGCAAAAGAUGAGAUUGUAUUAACCAGCUUUCAAUAAAUGAAUAAAACGUC